Messenger RNA from Camelina sativa (false flax), 10847 nucleotides. The record is from RefSeq and is a predicted model, not a curated record. Lineage: Eukaryota; Viridiplantae; Streptophyta; Magnoliopsida; Brassicales; Brassicaceae.
UUAGUUUUUAUACACUUUUUUUUUUUUCAUUUGGGGUAGAGUCAUUUCGUGCGCUUUCGCAGAGACGACGACGACGCACACAGCUUCUUCACUUCUCAGUUCUUUACGUUUUUUUCCACCUGAAAUUACACUUCUGCUUCGUCUUCCAGAGGUGGAUCUCUAACUUGGGUGAUGGUGUAAUUUAAAUUAAGAUGACAUCUUCGCAUAAUAUUGAGUUGGAGGCAGCUAAGUUUCUGCAUAAACUUAUUCAAGAUUCUAAAGAUGAGCCUGCAAAGCUAGCAACUAAACUUUAUGUGAUAUUGCAGCACAUGAAAACCAGCGGAAAGGAACACUCAAUGCCCUAUCAAGUCAUAUCUAGGGCCAUGGACACUGUAGUCAAUCAACACGGUCUUGACAUUGAAGCUUUGAAGUCAUCGUGUCUUCCUCAUGCUGGUGGUACCCAAACGGAAGAUUCUGGGUCUGCUCAUUUGGCUGGGUCUUCCCAAGUGGUUGGAGUUAGCAAUGAGGGCAAAGCAAGUCUAGUUGAAAAUGAGAUGUCAAAAUAUGAUGCAUUCACUUCUAGUAGGCAGCUUGGUGGAUCAAACAGUGCAUCACAAACCUUUUACCAAGGGUCUGGAACUCAAAGUAACAGAUCAUUCGAUCGUGAGAGUCCAUCCAACUUGGAUUCUACGUCGGGGAUCUCCCAAUCUCAAAGAGAGGGCAAGUCAAGUGGAAAGAGAAAGAGAGGUGAAUCGUCACUUUCAUGGGACCAGAAUAUGGAUAACUCUCAAAUAUUUGAUAGCCACAAGAUCGAUGAUCAGACUGGAGAAGUAAGCAAAAUAGAAAUGCCUGGUAAUUCAGGUGACAUUAGGAAUAUUCAUGUUGGGUUGUCAUCAGAUGCUUACACGACUCCACAGUGUGGCUGGCAAAAUAGCGAAGUCACAGCAAUCAGGCCUCCAGUACAUAAAGAAGCUGGAAAUAAUGUUGCAGCAGAGGGAUCACUGCCCUCAGGUUCACCUUUUAGAGAGCAACAAUUGAAGCAGCUCAGAGCCCAGUGCCUUGUGUUUCUAGCUCUCAGAAAUGGUUUGGUGCCAAAGAAACUGCAUGUAGAGAUCGCCCUUCGAAAUACUUUCCGCGAAGAUGACGGUUUCCGCGGAGAAAUGUUUGAUUCCAAAGGGAGAACACAUACGUCCAGUGAUUUGGGUGGCAUUCCUGACGUCUCUGCACUGUUGUCAAGACCAGACAAUCCCACUGGAAGAUUGGAUGAAAUGGACUUCUCAUCCAAAGAAACCGACAGAUCAAGAUUAGGGGAAAGAAGUUUUGCAAAUACUGUAUUUUCUGACGGGCAAAAGCUGCUAGCAUCUAAAAUUCCAGGCUCUCAAGCACAAAACCAAGUUGCUGUCAGUCAUUCCCAACUGGCCUUUUCUCCUGGUUUGACCAAACACACACCAUCGGAGAUGGUGGGGUGGGCUGGAGUAAUCAAAACUAAUGACCUCUCAACUUCAGCUGUUCAACUCGAUGAGUUUCACGCUUCUGAUGAAGAGAAAGGUAAUUUGCAACCAUCACCUAAGUACACCAUGUCGCAGAAAUGGAUUAUGGGUCGACAGAAUAAGAGACUAUUGGUUGAUCGGAGUUGGUCUCUUAAACAGCAGAAAGCCGACCAGGCAAUUGGGGCACGGUUCAGUGAGUUGAAGGAAUCUGUGAGUUUGUCUGAGGAUAUAUCUGCAAAGACCAAGAGUGUAAUAGAACUGAAAAAGCUUCAGCUGUUAAAUCUGCAACGGCGUUUGAGGAGUGAGUUCGUGUACAACUUCUUCAAACCUAUUGCAACUGAUGUUGAGCAUCUAAAGUCAUAUAAGAAACAUAAGCAUGGCCGGAGAAUUAAGCAGCUUGAAAAGUAUGAGCAGAAGAUGAAGGAAGAGAGACAAAGAAGAAUUCGUGAGAGACAAAAGGAGUUCUUUGGGGGGUUAGAAGUUCACAAGGAUAAACUAGAGGAUUUGUUUAAAGUUAAGAGAGAAAGAUUGAAGAGUUUCAAUAGGUAUGUAAAGGAGUUCCACAAAAGAAAGGAACGGCUUCACCGCGAGAAGAUUGACAAAAUUCAACGUGAGAAGAUCAAUUUGCUAAAGAUAAAUGAUGUGGAGGGUUAUCUCCGGAUGGUGCAGGACGCCAAGUCAGAUCGAGUAAAGCAACUACUCAAAGAGACUGAAAAGUACCUUCAGAAACUUGGAUCCAAGUUAAAGGAGGCUAAAUCUUUGACCAGUCGAUUUGAGAAUGAGGGAGAUGAAACACGUAUGUCAAAUGCGACCGAAGAUGAAACUUUGGUUGAAAAUGAAGAUGAGAGUGACCAAGCAAAGCACUACCUGGAAAGCAACGAAAAAUACUACUUGAUGGCUCACAGUAUAAAAGAAAAUAUUAAUGAGCAGCCAUCGUGCCUAGUGGGUGGAAAGUUAAGAGAGUACCAAAUGAAUGGCUUAAGGUGGCUACUUUCACUGUACAACAAUCACUUAAAUGGCAUUUUAGCUGAUGAGAUGGGUCUCGGGAAAACUGUUCAGGUUAUUUCUUUGAUUUGCUAUCUGAUGGAGACGAAAAAUGACAGAGGUCCCUUUUUGGUUGUUGUACCAUCUUCGGUUCUGCCUGGUUGGCAGUCAGAGAUUAACUUUUGGGCCCCAUCAAUUCAUAAAAUUGUUUACUGUGGGCCUCCUGAGGAAAGGCGCAAACUAUUUAAGGAGCAAAUUGUUCAUCAGAAGUUCAAUGUCCUUCUGACGACAUACGAGUAUCUUAUGAACAAGCAUGAUAGACCGAAAUUAAGCAAGAUUCACUGGCAUUAUAUUAUUAUUGAUGAAGGACAUCGCAUAAAGAAUGCAUCCUGCAAGCUGAAUGCAGACCUGAAACAUUAUGUUAGCUCCCACCGACUCCUGUUAACCGGAACCCCAUUGCAGAACAACCUAGAAGAAUUGUGGGCUCUGCUUAAUUUCCUGCUGCCUAAUAUUUUCAACUCGUCAGAAGACUUUUCACAGUGGUUCAACAAACCAUUUCAAAGUAAUGGAGAAAAUUCUGCUGAGGAGGCGUUGCUAUCAGAAGAAGAGAAUCUACUGAUCAUCAAUCGACUUCAUCAAGUUCUUCGACCAUUUGUGCUGCGUCGGCUGAAACAUAAGGUUGAGAAUGAGCUUCCUGAAAAGAUAGAGAGAUUGAUACGCUGUGAGGCUUCUGCUUAUCAGAAGUUGUUGAUGAAGAGGGUUGAGGAUAAUUUGGGCUCGAUUGGAAAUGCGAAGUCUCGUGCAGUGCACAACUCAGUAAUGGAGCUUCGGAAUAUUUGCAAUCAUCCAUAUCUAAGCCAACUGCAUUCAGAGGAGGUCAAUAACAUAAUUCCUAAGCAUUUUCUGCCCCCAAUUGUAAGACUGUGUGGGAAGCUUGAGAUGUUGGAUCGGCUUUUGCCUAAACUCAAAGCGACAGACCAUCGGGUUCUUUUCUUUUCCACAAUGACGAGGCUUCUUGAUGUUAUGGAGGAUUACCUCACCUUGAAGGGGUACAAAUACCUUAGGUUGGAUGGGCAAACAUCUGGGGGUGAUCGUGGUGCUCUUAUCGAUGGUUUCAACAAGUCGGGUUCCCCAUUUUUCAUAUUUCUGUUAAGCAUACGGGCUGGUGGAGUAGGAGUAAAUCUUCAAGCUGCUGAUACUGUGAUAUUAUUUGACACCGACUGGAAUCCUCAGGUGGAUCUGCAAGCUCAAGCAAGGGCGCACAGGAUUGGCCAGAAAAAAGAUGUACUUGUUCUUCGUUUUGAAACGGUCAAUUCGGUUGAGGAGCAAGUCAGAGCUUCAGCUGAGCACAAACUUGGAGUUGCUAACCAGAGUAUAACCGCUGGCUUCUUUGACAAUAACACAAGUGCUGAAGAUCGUAAGGAAUAUCUGGAAUCCCUUUUGCGUGAAUCAAAGAAAGAGGAGGAUGCCCCAGUAUUGGAUGAUGAUGCCUUAAAUGAUCUUAUAGCUCGAAGGGAGUCAGAGAUUGAUAUCUUUGAGUCCAUCGACAAGCAAAGGAAAGAAAAUGAGAUGGAAACAUGGAAUACCUUGGUACAUGAGCCAGGGUCUGAUAGUUUUGACCAUAUAACACCUAUACCCUCUCGGCUUGUUACUGAAGAUGAUUUAAAACUAUUAUAUGAAACAAUGAAACUCAAUGAUGUCCCGAUGGUUGCAAAAGAAUCAACUGUUGGCAUGAAACGGAAGGAUGGAUCAAUGGGAGGCCUGGAUACUCACCAAUAUGGAAGAGGGAAACGAGCAAGAGAGGUUCGAUCUUAUGAAGAGAAAUUGACAGAGGAGGAGUUUGAGAAGUUGUGUCAGACUGAGCCACCUGAUUCUCCCCAAGGCAAGGGCGAAGGAAGUGAAAAAAGCUUGGCGGAUGAUACAUCUGUUAUUCCAUUUGAAACCUCUAUUAACACACUACUCCCUACAUCUCCGACACAUGCAAUAACUUUACAACCAAUGGAACCUCUAAGGGCACAGCCGCAGCCCCUGAAAGAAGAAACACAACCUAUCAAACGGGGCCGUGGUAGGCCGAAGAGAACGGAUAAAACCUUGACUCCGGUAUCGUUAUCAGCUGUAAGCAGGACACAGGCAUCAGGGAAUGCAAUAUCAUUGGCAGUAACUGGUCCUGAUUUUGGUAGUCCGGAUAAACAGCUAGAAGCAGCUUCUAAUUCUAGUUCUUCUCUGGCCCUGACAUCGCCUGAUUUAUCUGCUCCUCCUGGAUUUCAAUCAUUGCCAGCAUCUCCUGCUCCUAUGCCAGUAAGAGGUCGAGGUAGGGGAAGAAGCAGGGGGCGUGGAGCAGGAAGGGGGAGAAGAGGUGAAGGUGUAUUGCAUGGUUCCAACAGUUCUAGUACCCAGAGAACUGAAACCGCUGCAUCUCUUGCAAGGGAUCCAGAAGCCACAAACUCUACUCUUCCUCCUGCAUCUGAGAUUGUUUCUAGAGUCCCUAAACCUAGUGACGGAAGUACUUCGUAUUCUGAUCCAGUACCUCCUGUGCGUUCUGUAACUACUGCAGUCCAAUCAGACAAAGCAGCAGAUAGUAACCUAGAUGCACCACCUGGGUUUGAUUCAGGAUCCCAUGCUCAGACGCUAAAUGUACUUGAGAAUUCAUUGGAAAGAAAAGCAGCUGCUGUAAAGAAGAGGCCUUUGAUGCAAGGUGUUAGCUCCCAGCAUCCAGGACUUAAUAAAAAGCCACAUGAUUUGCCAGUCUCCACUAGCUCUACUUUGUCGGGUGCUGGCCCAAUACAAAAUCAGAGUGCUGUCUCUUCUGUUUGUGAUGGAUCCAAAAGUCCUUCUGUAGCCUCUGUUGAGGCUGUAAAAAAUAAACAUCCAGAGGGUCGAACAUAUACAGCUUUGCCAGGUGUGACAGCUGCACCUUCUGAUGCUACUCUGCCAGUGAGUUCGCAACCUGGUGGUUCUACAGUUGAAGCUCAAGAAGCCAGUGUUCCUUCUCUUCCUACAGCCGUUCCUGCUAAGAGGCGAGGCCGCAAUUUGCCAAGUAGAGGAGAAACUCCCAGACGCCAAGGAAAGAGGCGUGGCCAAGCUUUACCUGCUAGUGAUGGCUCUUCUGGUAGGAGUACAGGAUUAACACCACAAAUAGAGGUCAAGGUUGGUAAUUCAUCAGGCACCAAAGCUAUAUCGGCUGGAAAUAAGUGUGAUGCUGUUGCCAAAGAACAACCCCACUUAAGCCAGUCAGUUGCAUCCGAUAUUCACUCUUCUUUUAGCUUGGGUCAGGAAAGUAGAAGAGACACCUCUGGUACUGGUGGUUCUACUAGGAAACAAACUGCUGAUGUAACUGAUGUUGCUCGUGUCAUGAAAGAGAUCUUUUCAGAGACUUCCCUAUUAAAACAUAAAGUUGGAGAGCCUUCUGCAACAACGAAAACAAAUGCGCCUGACGCACAAUCCCUAGGUGAGAUGAAUUUGCACAGAGUUGAGACCCACGAGGCAGAGAAUGAAAUCCAAUCUGCGAAGCGAAUGGAAGAAGAUUCUUGUGGUGUUAAGACUCAAGAAGCUCCAUAUAACUUGAGCAAGGAAGAAAUUUUUUUUUCAGAUGUUUCUCAUCCUGUUCCUGGUAAUCUGACAACUUCAGGUUCAGUUGCAAACAAGGAUGGUGACAUUGGAUCGACUAAGGCUAUUUCCGAGAAUGACCUUGUCAAGAUUCCGGGUGGUGAAGUAGAUUCUUCUGUGAUAUCACUCACUUUGGGAAAUGCUUUUGCUGCUAAGUCGUCUUUGGAAAAGUGCUCCACAGAUCAGCUUGUGGAAGAAAAAUUGUCUCAAGAUACUGUUCAUGAUGAAACAUACCGCGUGGGUGUAGACCUGUCCGAAGAAACAGCAUCUUCAGUGAGUUAUGUUCGAUCUGAGCCUAUUGCAUCUGCGUCGACAACUGCGGAACCUCUACCAACUGCAAAGUUGGAAACAAAUAUUUCUUUUCAAGUGGAAGGUGACAGAAGAGAAGACGAGGAUGGUGAAAGAAGAGAAGCUAUCCUCCUAAGUCCGGAAGAAAAGACGAAUGUUAACUCCAAGAUUGAGACACAUUCUGAGGACCUUCAAGACAGUAGAACAGAUGAAGUUCCUCAUGUUGAUGGAGAAUCUGUUGAAAUUGCAAAUCAGACGGUGAAAGAAGAUGAGGCAGCAAAUUCUGUUGAAGUUCAAUCGUCUAUGCUGGAGACUGAUGAAUUGCCUAAUGUCGGACAAAAGGGUCACAGUAACAUUGACAUGCAGACAUUGGUUUUAGCUACACGCAAAGAGAACUCUAUGUCCCUUGACGAUACAGAUAAUGAUCUUAUAUCUAAAUCUGCUGAUACAGAACAAUAUCCUGAAGAAUCUGUUUCGGUCCAACGUGUUGAUAGGCCUAAAGUUGGUACUGCUGACACACAGAUGGAGGAUACCGAUGAUGCCAAAAUUCUAGUGGGCUGUUCAGUUGAGAAUGAGGAGAAAGAGAAAACUCUUCAAUCCCAUAUGCCCAGUGGUGAUGCUGUUAGCCAUACCCCUUCUGAGAAGAUAAAAGAUAGUGAAGGAGAUGAUUUACAUGGCAAGUCUCUAGUUCCCUGUCCAGCAAUGGAAGCGAUGGAACAUAAGGGGCUUGAAUCAGAGACACAUGCUCAUACAGAAUCAAGUGGUAUUGAUAGGGAAAAUGAAAUAUCAGAAUGUAUGUCUGAUGGCGAAAAAAUGAAUAUUUCAUCUGAGCAGGUCCCAGAUGCAUCACAUGAUUUAAAAGUACCACAGGAUCCAUCAGAUAUCCCCCUAGUUGGUGAGACAGACCCUGAACACAUGCAAGAUAAUGCGGAUGUACCUGCAUCACCUCACAGAGCAGCGCCAAACAUUGUGGUUUCCCAGUCUGAAGGAAAACAGUCUCCAAGUAUCUUACCGGACGAUGUGGCAAGACAACUAGAAAGUAUGUCUAGUGACGAAAAAAUGAAUAUUUCAUCUGAGCAGGUCCCAGAUGCAUCACAUGAUUUAAAAGUACCACAGGAUCCAACAGAUAUUCCCCUAGUUGGUGAGACAGACCCCGAACACUUGCAAAAAAAUGCGGAUGUACCUGCAUCACCGCACAGAGCAGCACUAAACAUUGUGGUUUCCCAGUCUGAAGGAAAACAGUCUCCAAGUAUCUUACCGGACGACGUGGCAGGACAACUAGAAAGUAUGUCUAAUGAUGAAAAAAUGAAUAUUUCAUCUGAGAAAGUCCCAGAUGUGUCACAUGGUUUAAAAGUGUCCCAGGAUCAAACAGACGUUCCCCUAGUUUGUGAGAAAGUCCCCGAAAAUUUGCAAGUGAACGAGGAUGUGUCCCAGUCUGAGGAAAUUCAGUCUCCAAGUAUCUUGCCUGACGAGAUACCAGGACAACCAGACGCUGGCAACUGUGAGCAAGUGGAUACCAUGCAGAACAGUACCUAUAUUGAUGUUGGCAUAAUUUCAGGUAAGACGUGUGAGCCUUCGUCUUCUAUCCAGUCUGAGGAUGAGAACAGAAAUAGCUUAUCACAGUGUCAACCGGCAGAAGUAGUUGAACAAAGGGAUUUAAGGGAUCAAAUAUGCACAGGGUCUGUGGAAUCUCAGGUAGAGAUAACUGCUGCUAUGCUUGAAAAUAAAUCAGCUAGUAUCCAGCCCCUGCAAUCCAUGUUGGUUGAUCAAAUGGAUACAGAAGAAUCCAAAGAUCCUUGUGUCGCUAAUAUUUGCAACGCUAAUUUAAGUGUUGAUGCGUCUUUACAGCAAUUAGCUGAUAUCCACGCCGAGCCAUCCAUUUUGCUUGAUCAAAUGGAUACUGAUGAAUCCAAAGAUCCUUGUGCCAGUAAUAUUUGCAACACUGAUAUUAGUGCUGAUGUGUCUUUACAUCAGUCAGCUGAUAUCCAGCCCGGGCCAUCUACUUUGGUUGAUCAAAUGGAUACUGAAGAAUUCAACGAUCCUGAUGCCAAUCAUAUUUGCAACACUGAAAGACGUGCUGAUGUUUCUUUAGACCAGUUAGCUGAUAUCGAGCGAUCAUCAUCUGAUACAGUUUUGCAAAAGGACAUUGAGGAUCAAGAUCAAGUUGAAGCUGCUGGAUGUGAGUUAGUUGCUGUCUCGACCUUAACAGAACCUCAAAUUCCAUUACCGCCAUCCACAGAGGCAGUGGUUGCUGAAAGUACAGAAUCCCCUUCUUUCCUUCCAAUGACAGCGGAAGAAAAUGCCGAGAGGCAAGUAGCUGAUAUCGAGCACUCAUCGCCUCCUACAGUUCUGGAAAAGAACAUUGAGACACAAGAUCAAGAUCAAGUUGAAACUGCUGUAUCUGAAUUAGGUGAUGUCUCUACUGAAUGUUCGGCAGAACCUCAAGUUCAAUUACCGCCAUCUGCAGAGCCAGUGAUUGCCGAGUGUACAGAACAUUCUUCGUCCCUCCCAAUGAUGGAGGAAGAGAAUGCUGAUAGCCAAUUAGCUGAUAUCAAGCCCUCGUUGUCUCCUACAACUGUGGAAAAGAACAGUGAGGAUCACGUUCAAGUUGAAACUGCUGGUUGUGAGUUAGUUGAUGUCUCUACGGGAUGCUUAACAGAACCUCAAAUUCCAUUACCGCCAUCCACAGAGGCAGUGGUUGCUGAAAGUACAGAAUCCCCUUCUUUCCUUCCAAUGACAGCGGAAGAAAAUGCCGAGAGGCAAGUAGCUGAUAUCGAGCACUCAUCGCCUCCUACAGUUCUGGAAAAGAACAUUGAGACACAAGAUCAAGAUCAAGUUGAAACUGCUGUAUCUGAAUUAGGUGAUGUCUCUACUGAAUGUUCGGCAGAACCUCAAGUUCAAUUACCGCCAUCUGCAGAGCCAGUGAUUGCCGAGUGUACAGAACAUUCUUCGUCCCUCCCAAUGAUGGAGGAAGAGAAUGCUGAUAGCCAAUUAGCUGAUAUCAAGCCCUCGUUGUCUCCUACAACUGUGGAAAAGAACAGUGAGGAUCACGUUCAAGUUGAAACUGCUGGUUGUGAGUUAGUUGAUGUCUCUACGGGAUGUUUAUCAGAACCUCAAGUUCCUUUACCGUCAGUCGCAGAGCCAAAGGGAGAUAUGCACACUCACUUAGACGAAACAAAGAAAUCUGAAAUCGUGGUUGCCGAAGGUACAGGAUUCCCUUCAUCUCUCCCAAUGACGGAGGAAGAAAAUGCCGAGAGCCAAUUAGUUGAUAUCAUGCCCUCAUCGUCUCCUAUGGUUGUGGAAGAGGAUCAAGUUGAAACUGAUGGAUGUGGGUUAGUUGAUGUCUCUACUGGUUCUUCGGCACAACCUCAAGUUCAAUUACCGCCAUUCACUGAGCUAGUGGAAGGUACACGCGAUCAUUUAGAGGCAACAACGGAAUCUGAAACUGUGGUUACUGAGAGCCAAUUAGCUGAUAUAGAGCCAUCAUCCUCUCUUACAGUUGUGCAUAAGAACAUUGAGGAUCAAGAUCAAGUUGAAACUGCUGGAUGUGAGUUAGUUGAAGGUUCAGAACCUCAAGUUCAAUUAGAGCCAUCCGCAGAGCCAGAGGAAGGCAUGCACGUUCAGUUAGAGGCAGCGAAUACACCUGAAACCUCAGAGCUACUGGAAGGUACACGCGAUCAUUUAGAGGCAACAACGGAAUCUGAAACUGUGGUUACUGAGAGCCAAUUAGCUGAUAUAGAGCCAUCAUCGUCUCUUACAGUUGUGCAUAAGAACAUCGAGGUUCAAGAUCAAGUUGAAACUGCUGGAUGUGAGUUAGUUGAAGGUUCAGAACCUCAAGUUCAAUUAGAGUCAUCCGCAGAGCCAGAGGAAGGCAUGCACGUUCACUUAGAGGCAGCAAAUACACCUGAAACCUUGGUUGCUGAAGGUUCAGAAUUCGCUUCAUCUCUCUCAAUGACGGGUAAAGAACAUUCAGAGAACCAAUUACCUGAUAGCGAUCCCUCAUUGUCUCUUACAGUUGUGCAAACAAACAUUGAGGAUCAAGAUCAAGUUGAAACUGCUGAAUGUGAAUUUGUUGAUGUCUCUACGAGCUGCUCGUCAGAACCUCAAGUUCAAUUACUCCCAUCCCCAGAUGCAGUAGGAGGUAUGCACGUUCACAAAGAAACCGUGGUUGCUGAAGAUACAGAGACACCUUCAUCCCUCCCGAAGAUAGAGGAAGAAAAUGCUGAGAACCCAUCGGACAGGCUUGACGGUGAAUCCGACGGUGCAAAUGUUGCUAUUGUUGAAGGAAGUUGUGUCGAGCCAAGUUUACUGGUCACCGAAGAGAGCAAAGCAGAGGAACCAAAAGACAAUGAUAAUGUUUAGUUCAUUUCUUCUACAUUAAGUUGUAAAACUUUGAUUAUCAGGAACACUUAGUAACACUUUAUUCUAUUGUAUCGUUUUGAAGAAUGAAAGCCGUAAAUUAAGAAGCUUGUAUCGCCUAAAAAAAAAUAGUUUCCUAUG